AUGGCACCUAAACCUCAAGACAGUGGGCAAAAUGCCCUUCCACCUGUCGACAUCAAGCCUCUUCUCACCAAGCUCUGGCCUGACAAGUCUGGCGUCUCUCCCCAGGAGAUUGCCGAGGCCAUCUCUCACUUCUUCACAAAUCAGGUCACUGAGGCUCAAACGGCCUCUCUUCUUAUGGCUCUGCAUUUCACCAAGCUUGAUUUCAGAGCAGAUGUCCUAGCUGAGUGUGCCCGUGUCAUGCGCGAGGCCGCUGCACCUAUCCCUGUAGAGGAGCUCAGGCAAGUGAUUGAGCGAAGAGGACGGAAAGAAGGAAACUAUAGAGGUGGUUUGUGUGAUAUUGUUGGAACUGGAGGCGAUGGCCAUGAUACCUUCAACAUCAGCACUACCUCUUCCAUCCUGGCCUCAGCCUUGCUUAUGGUCUCCAAGCACGGCAACAAAGCCAGCACCUCAAAGUCUGGCAGCGCCGACUUGGUCGCCUGCAUGAAGCCCCAGCCUCCCAUCAUCAGCGCCGUCCGCCCAGACACCUUGGUCAAGGCGUACUCUGAGACCAACUACACUUUCCUGUUUGCCCCCGUGUUCCACACCGGCAUGCGAUACGUCGCGCCCAUCCGCAAGCAGCUCCCCUGGAGGACGGUCUUCAACAACCUAGGUCCUCUGGCCAACCCUGUGGAGGAUGUUCUCGAGGCCCGUGUCAUUGGUGUUGGCAGAAGGGAUCUCGGCCCCGCCUUUGCCGAGGCCUUGUGCAUGGUUGGCUUCAAGAAGGCUCUUAUCAUCUGUGGUGAGGAGGAGCUCGACGAAGUCAGCUGUGCUGGGAAGACUCUGUGCUGGAAGGUGAGCGAAACCAGCCCUGGCAAGCUCGAGGUUGAGCACUUCACCGUGCAUCCCAGCGACUUUGGUCUGAGCACUCAUCCCUUGGACACAGUGUCGUCCGGCAAGGAGCCAUCCGAGAACGCAGAGAUUCUAUCUCGGAUCUUGCACAACGAGAUCCCUGACGACGAUCCCAUUCUUGAGUUUGUUCUUCUCAACACUGCCGCUCUCCUCGUUACAUCGGGGAUCUGCGAGGCUGAUACCAGCAACAUGGGUGAGGGUGACGAUGGCAAGGUCAUCACCGAGCGUGGCCCUGGCGGACAGCGCUGGAAGGAGGGUGUGCGAAGAGCUCGCUGGGCUCUCAAGAGCGGUGAGGCCUGGAGACAGUGGGAGAAGUUCGUCAAGGUCACGAACGAGAUUGGCGCUUAG
Messenger RNA from Fusarium sp. VM40, 1236 nucleotides. The record is from the annotation of a GenBank genome assembly. Lineage: Eukaryota; Fungi; Ascomycota; Sordariomycetes; Hypocreales; Nectriaceae.